Molecule: messenger RNA, 255 nt
Organism: Mesorhabditis spiculigera
Lineage: Eukaryota; Metazoa; Nematoda; Chromadorea; Rhabditida; Rhabditidae
Source: the annotation of a GenBank genome assembly
AUGCUUCCCGCCAGCCGAAUCGCUGCCGUCGCACUCUCCAAGAACCUGGCCGCCAACUGCGCGCGCACUACGUCAGUGGCCUUUGUCCACAUUGAUAAGACGAUCAAGGACAUCAAGGAGAACCUUGGCGACAAGGUCUACAACGCAAAGGAGUCCGUCAAAGAAACUAAGACGAUGGGCGAAAAGAUGGGGGACCUGAAGGACAAGGGCGGUUGCGAGAAGGCCUACGACGCCAAGGAGUACAUGAUGGGGAGG